Orbicella faveolata is the source of this 1308-nucleotide messenger RNA. RefSeq names its product adenosine receptor A2b-like. Gene Ontology annotation, biological process: G protein-coupled receptor signaling pathway. Gene Ontology annotation, molecular function: G protein-coupled receptor activity. NCBI's taxonomy places the organism in Eukaryota, Metazoa, Cnidaria, Anthozoa, Scleractinia, Merulinidae. The record is from RefSeq and is a predicted model, not a curated record. Gene Ontology annotation, cellular component: plasma membrane.
AUGCAACCAAACAACACCGAAGCAACCAUCAAGUUUUCCAGUUCAGCAUUCUAUUGCCGAUACGAAUCAGGCGAAUUACGAGACUCUCAGAAUACCACCUCUGUUUACUUGAUUGUAGCCGUUCUGACAUUUAUUCCUUUACUUCCUACCAUUCUUAUGAACGCGAUGGUUAUCCUAGCUAUAAAGCAAAAGAGAGAACUACAAAGACCCUCUAACAUUCUGUUGUCAAGCUUGGCUGUUACAGAUCUUCUAAUUGGCAUUACGGUAAUGCCUUUAUUUGUCAUUGUUAAUUUUUUAAUAUUCCAGCAAGAUUGGUCUGAACUUACAUGCAUGUUAUUCUUGGUGAAUCCAUGCUUAAUGCAACUGCUCUUCUUGGCUACCUUAUUUCACUUGACAAUUAUUGCUUGGGAGAGGUACGUGGCGAUACAGAGGUGGAUGGACUACAAGAUUCUCAUCACAAAUAGCCGCCUCAAGAAACUGGUGAUAGCUGCCUGGAUCUCAGCGCUUUUUCCUGCGGUUCCAAACCUAAUAGUCAGAGUAGCUGAUGGAAAUGGUGCAAUUAUAGGAGCCUUUUUCGUGGUGUGGACUGCUGAGGCAGCAGCUUGCUUAAUACUUAUUGCAUAUUUCUAUCGAAAGGUGUACUUUGGAAUACGCGAACAUAAAGUAAACGAAAUCCAGCAAGUUGAUGUUCUCACGAAGGUUAAGCUUGAAUCCAAAGUUGCCAAGACAACUGGCUUGCUGACCGCUGCACUGAUAUUCUGCUUUAUCCCAGUAGUUGUUUUUACCAUCUUACAUAUACGAUAUGUUUUCCCAGCCACUCGCGCAAAUGUUGGUCUCCGGAUUACAACUCUGGUGACGCAGUGGAAUUCAUUGUUUAAUCCACUGCUUUAUUGUUAUAGAGAUCGCCGUUUCAGGAAUGCCAUUGGCGAACUUUUACGAUUGAAAAAGCCUGCAGCAAUCCAGUCAGCAGUCGGUGCUGCUCAAUAUGUCAGACGAAAGGAGCCUUUAGGAUCGUCAGAGCACCACAACCCGAAAGAACGUAAACAACGCUUGACAAGAUCAGCAUCUUGCAAUUCAUUAGUUGCUUUAGAUUCUAGUCUUGGGGCAUCGACCGAAGUUAUGUUGAAGAGAUCUUUGUCUAUCGCCGCGCUUGAUAAAUGCAGCAACACCUUUGACGGUCUAGAGCUGGGGAAAACUUCAUCCAUCGUGGUAACGAAUGCAACAACACACGCCGAAAUAGGCGUGCAAAGUAAAGCGAGGGAAAACAAUCUUGAAUGUACCAGAGAUGUGAGCAAACAUCAAGCUUAA